Messenger RNA from Salvelinus sp. IW2-2015, 2127 nucleotides. Its product is annotated as forkhead box protein B1-like. Gene Ontology annotation, molecular function: RNA polymerase II cis-regulatory region sequence-specific DNA binding; DNA-binding transcription factor activity, RNA polymerase II-specific. The record is from RefSeq and is a predicted model, not a curated record. Gene Ontology annotation, biological process: regulation of transcription by RNA polymerase II; cell differentiation; anatomical structure morphogenesis. NCBI's taxonomy places the organism in Eukaryota, Metazoa, Chordata, Actinopteri, Salmoniformes, Salmonidae.
AUAUUUAUUUUCAUGCAGAGUGUUGAGAAGUGUUCACCACCGAGCCAAACGACGCCGAACGAGUUAUUUGAAGUGUGGUGAAAGAACACUGUCAGGAUGCCGCGACCAGGGAGGAACACGUACAGCGAACAGAAACCUCCCUAUUCCUACAUCUCCCUCACCGCCAUGGCGAUCCAGUCCUGCCCGGAGAAGAUGCUCCCUCUCAGCGAGAUCUACAAGUUCAUCAUGGACAGGUUCCCUUACUACAGAGAGAACACCCAGCGGUGGCAGAACUCCUUACGACACAACCUGUCCUUCAACGACUGUUUCAUCAAGAUCCCGCGGCGUCCGGACCAGCCCGGGAAGGGAAGCUUCUGGGCUCUGCACCCCAGCUGCGGGGACAUGUUCGAGAACGGGAGRUUCUUGCGUCGCCGUAAACGGUUCAAGGUGAUGAUGAUGAUGGCGGCGCAGGAGCACCUGGCUCAGUCCAAGCAGUCUGACGCAGCCCAUUAUCUCAGGCUCAGUGCCCUGGCUGCCACCGGCACACACCUCCCUCAGAUGUCCAGCUAUAACUUGGGAGUGUCACAGCCAUCAACUUUUAAACACCCAUUUGCUAUAGAAAACAUCAUCGCCAGAGAGUACAAGGUUCCCGGGAGUCUGGCGUUCUCCACCAUGCAGUCCAUGUCUGCAAGCUACCCGCUGCACAACCAGCUGACUGCGGCCUGGCCUCACAUGUACAACACUAUGGUGGACUCUCUGACUGCGGCCUGGCCUCACAUGUACAACACUAUGGUGGACUCUGUUUCUCCUAUCUCUAUGCGCGGUGACUAUGGGGCCUUCGGCAUGCCCCUUAAAUCAAUGUGUCACGGAGGACAGACCCUACCGGCCAUCCCAGUGCCCAUCAAACCCACCCCGACCCGGGUGGCUCUCCCGGGGGUGCUAACGCCCCACAUCCCCGCCUUCCUCUCCAACUCUUACCAGUCUCAGAGCCCCACGUCCCCGCAGGCAGCCACCAGCAAAAUCAGCCCCUCCACUCCCGAGGAGACUCACACCAACCCCACGGUGCAGUCCGUGGUGGUGCAUUGACCUACAGAGCUAUACUGAACCCUUUAUGAAUGAGACCAACAGGCUCAGACCAAAUCCUUAGUUUAUUUUGACUCUUGCUGCUGACAUGUUGUGCCGAGAAUCACUACGAUCAAGACAAUAUAGUCCCGUGUAGCAGUGUAGAGCCGGUGUAUUUGGUUUGAAUGCUCAUUGCCCUAUAACAUGGCUCCAACAGAGAUAUAGUGAAAUAUUGCUCUUCAGCCUAUGAAGUAUCUGUGUUUACAGUUUUGUCCGAGUUGUAAAGGAGUGAGGCACUGCAAACAGAGGCUCAGUCAGAAUAAUGAGAGAGAGAGUUACUUUUCCUAAAAAACAUUAUUCCAUUUGUAUCUGGGCUUCCAAUGCUUUAAUGGCACCUGACAAACUAUGGUUACAUUGGGUAGGUCAUGUCACUUUUUUUACUACAUUAUUGCAGUUAUUAUCAAGGUCCUCGAAGUUAGUCAUAGUGAUUAGAACUGAACAAGCCCUCUGAACUACAACCUGACUCGUUAGACAAUGACAUAUCUGAUGACAACAAACACUGGAUUAUAAUGUCAAUGUGUGUCAAGCAGAUGAACCUCUGAAUGGAUCUAUUGUUUUUAACAAAUUGUUAUUUUUGAUACUGGAUUGGUGGUUUCUGUGGGAAUAACAAAGAUGUAUUGGAUUUGUUUUAACCAUCUCUGUAAAAAAACAGACAGAAUUAUUACACUUUUUUAAAUCUUAGAAAAUAGUAAUGUUAAGGGAACUAUAGGGUUAUAGGGUCCUUGCUAAAUGCAAAAUAAAUAUGCGAAUAAAUGUGAAUAAUUGCAAAUAAGUUGAUAUGACAACGUUGUAAAAUGCACUUUUAAUAAYCUGUUCUGUGAAGCGUUUAAUUGAACGCCCUGGUGACUCGUGGAUUAAAUGCUGUAAAUGUUGAUUUUUUUCUGUUAAAGGGACAGACAGCAUGCUCAACCCUAAACUAUGUGUUUUUCUGACAGCAUGCUGCUUUCUAGACAUUUGCAUAUAAUCUGCAUUGAAUUAAAAACAUGGUCAUCGAAAUAUUUUGUCAUUAAAAUGGUGUGAACUUUA